Messenger RNA from Diorhabda sublineata, 7210 nucleotides. RefSeq names its product kinesin-like protein KIF3A (gene Klp64D). Gene Ontology annotation, biological process: microtubule-based movement. Gene Ontology annotation, molecular function: microtubule motor activity; microtubule binding; ATP binding. The transcript has 7 exons. NCBI's taxonomy places the organism in Eukaryota, Metazoa, Arthropoda, Insecta, Coleoptera, Chrysomelidae. The coding region runs from base 1438 to 3309 and encodes 623 amino acids. The record is from RefSeq and is a predicted model, not a curated record.
AAUUCCUGCAAAAAAGAAGACCAAAAAAUCUAGACUGACCUUUAAAAAACCGUAUUAUACGUCUAAUCAAUAGAAUUAAAUUUAAACUUCACCCCGAUCAAAAAGCUCCUUCCGAAAUGUCUCUUACUGAUGACGGGAAUACCACUGACUCCUCGACAUUAUCUCAGUAAUGACUCGUUUCUUUCUUUUUAAACUAGUACAUUCUCUCUGAUAUAGUGGAACUGCGAUGGAUUUUAUCCUCGACUAGAAUGAAUUCAGAAAAUCAUUUCCUCCCACAAACCUGACUUCCUUUGUCUCCAAGAAACCAACUUCAAAAUUGAUCAUCAUCGCAAUUUGAGAAACUUUGAAGGAUAUAAUUCGUACGAACUGCAUAAGAGCCAGUGGGGGUACUUCAAUAUUUGUAUCCAGCGAUAUAUACUUAUCUCAUCUCCCACUAACAACAAACCUUGAAGUAGUAGCUGUUACUACUUGGUGCCCCUAUAAAUUUACCAUUUGCAGUAUAUACAUUACACCGGAUCACCCCCCUUAAUGAAAAAGAAUUAACAGACUUAAUUCUUAAGCUUCCCCAACCAUACAUCCUUGUUGGAGACUUUAAUGCACUAGAGACAACACAAUAGAAAAAGUCAUAAAUUCAACUGGUCUGUUAAAUACUGGAUCGAAAACUCACUUUAAGAUCUCAGGUUUCUACUAUGUUAUUGACCUCAGCUUCAGUAACCCUAAAACUGCACUUUCUCUUUCUUGGCAAGUUUUCGAUAACCUACAUGAUAGCAACCACUUUCCUAUUUAUUAUAUUCAAUCUCUAUAAUAAAGAAACUAUUGCCUAAAAAAUGCAAACUGGCAUAGUUUAUUCCUCUCUCCGGAUCCUACUUAUUAUCUUUGAGCAUUUCUACACAUAUAAACGAUACGCUAGAUAUGUUGCCUAAAUGCAUACUCAGAUUGAUGAGAAUUAUAACCCAAGAACAAUAGUAAAAGAGAUAAACGAUUUCUUAUAAUGCAAUGUAGGUGGCAGACUAUUUUGUAAGGAAAAAUAAAGAGAAGCCAGUGAUAAUUGUAAAAUUUGCAACACCAUCAGUCAAAGCAAAUGUAUGUAAAAACAGGAAGCAAAGAAGCCUUUUCACAACUAAGCUAAGCUGUCACCAGUGAAAACAAGUUACUCGUAACCAAAUAUUUAUUAACGAAAAGUUAAUUCAUAAAAAAAUAUUGUUUAACGAGGCCUUAAGGUUUAAAAAAGAUCACCAAUACAAAUUUUGCAGGUUUAGAAAUAGAAAAGUUUUUAUUCGUAAAGAUGAAAACUUACCCAUUAUAAACAUACAAAGUAAGGAAGACCUACCAGCUUAAUAUGUGCAAUAUAAAACUACAUACAAAGAACAUUUGUGUUAUUUAUGGAGAAUAUAAAUGUUCAAGAACUCAACGAUUUUAAAGACCUAAAGAAUAAAUAUGGAAAACGGUACUGGGUUGGAAUAUCAACAAUCCCAAGAAAAUGUAAGGGUCUUUAUAAGGGUAAGGCCGCUUAGUAAAAAAGAACUGUCUGAAGGAAAUGAAAAUAUUGUUUUAUGCGAUUAUAGAGAAAAUCUAAUUGCAUUAAGAAAAAAUGGAGAGCAUACUAAGCCUUUUAAAUUUGAUCAUAUAUUUGGAUUGGAUACUACACAAUUGGAAAUGUACAAGAUGACAGCAUUUCCAAUAGUGGAUAAAGUGUUAGAAGGUUAUAAUGGUACUGUUUUUGCUUAUGGCCAAACAGGAACAGGCAAAACCUACACUAUGGUAGGCAACCAUUUGGUUCCAGAACUAAAAGGUAUUGUGCCAAAUACCUUCUCUCAUAUUUUUAGUCAGAUUGCUAGAGCUAGUGAAGAAAAGUCAUUUGUUGUAAAAGCCACCUAUUUAGAAAUUUACAAUGAGGAAGUACGUGAUCUCUUAGCCCAAAAUCCCACCAAAAAGUUAGCGAUACGAGAGAGAAAGGAUAUUGGUGUGUACGUAAAAGAUCUUAUGGGCUUUACCGUUGACUCUAUACAAGCUGUCACUGAAUUGAUUAAUCGUGGUAAUAAAAAUAGAAUUACUAGAUCUACUUUGAUGAAUGAUGUUAGCAGCAGGUCACAUGCAAUUUUCACUGUUACUAUUGAGUCUAAGAAUAGACAGGAUAAUAAAACUACUGUGGGAAAGUUGAACUUGGUUGAUUUGGCAGGCUCUGAGAGAGCGUCUCGUACUCAAGCAACUGGAGAAAGAUUGAAAGAAGCUAGCAACAUUAAUCUCUCUCUUUCUGUUCUUGGAAAUGUGAUAUCGGCCUUAGUUGAUGGGAAAAGUACCCAUAUUCCCUAUAGAAAUUCAAAAUUAACAAGACUUCUGCAAGAUUCUUUAGGUGGCAAUUCAAAAACAGCUAUGAUUGCUAUGAUUAGUCCUGCUGACAUAGAUUAUGAAGAAAGCAUGUGUACACUAAGAUAUGCAUCUAGGGUCAAAUUUAUUAAGAACUGCGUUAAAAUUAAUGUUGAAGAAAAAGGACUAAUUGAAGGUUUUGAACUUGAAAUUGCUGAAUUGAAAGAUCGACUUGCUCAACUAAGUGUAAUGGAACAGCGAAGGGAACAGAAGAGGAAAGACAGAGCAGUUAGUGCUGAAGAAAAGGAGAGAUUCAAACAAACUGCGAUGGAAUUGGAGAGAACAGAAAAAAUAAAGAACGAGCUAGAAGAAAAGGUGGCCUUAAUUCAAAAGAAAAUUCUUGUUGGUGGUGAAAAUUUACUGGAAAAAGCUCAGCAACAAGCAUUUUUCUUAGAAUCUUCUGCAGCUGAAUUAGAAAAUUUAGACAGGAGUCAUCAACAUUUAGAAGAGCAACUAAAUAAAAAAACUCUAGAAAAAAUAGAUGUAGAAGAACAGUAUUCUUCAUUACAAGAAGAAGACGUCGGUCUUACUAAGAAGCUGAAAAAAGUUCAGUUGUUUAUAAAAGAAGCUAAGGAAGAACAUUCUGAUAAAGAACGAGAAUACCAAAGAGAUUUAGAAGCACUAUAUGACAAUAAUAGGUUAUUAGUUCGGGAAACCCAACUUGCUAAUCUUAUUUUAGAUAACUACAUACCUUCUGAAUAUUUGAAAAAAAUUCAGUACAAUAUGAUUUGGAGUAAUGAUGGUCAAGAAUACCAAAUGAGGGGUGUUGCUUAUACUGGUAACAAUAUGAGAAAACGUCAAAAUACUAGUGCUGAAACCUUAAUUCAGGUGAGAUUUGAUAUGAAGCAACCUUUCCAUAAGUAUCCCGAAAGAAAAAAGGAGAAAUCAAGAGACAAACGGCAACUUCCCAAAAGUUUAUCGGCUGCACCAAAGUCACGUUAGUAGUAAUUUAUUUCAUAACAUUCAGUUGCAAAAAAAAUCAAUUGAAUAUCAUUCUUUUUUUAAACCCAUAUUUUCAAUUUAUUCCACAAAAUGAUUUUGAUGAUUUUUUUCUUAUAAAAUGUUGUCACUAUUUUUGUCUCUUUCAAAAUCAUUAAAAAUAUAAAGCUGUAAUAGUAUUACUUUGAUUAUUAAAUUCAAUUAUUUGGAAUGAUAACUUGUAAUAGUUAGAGGAGUCAUAUUAAAUAAUUUUAUCAAAUUUCAAAGCCACACAUAAAUCCUUUUUAUCUAUACACAAUUUCCUCAAAACAAGUGUAAUGUAACCUUGCUUCAAGAACAUAGUAGAGUCACAAAUAUAACUAAUUAUUUCAUUAUAUAAUUGCAUUUUCAUAUAAUUUUUGCAGCUGAAUGAAAUAUUUGUCUUGUAUUGAAACCUAUUAUAGAUUUCAAGCCAUUAAUACAAUUUUAUAUAGACAUGUAAUCAGAUCUCAAAUCAUGAAAUAAUCUUAAACAAUAAGUUUUUUUAUCAUGCUUAUAACCACUUAUAUUACUUGAAUAAAGGUGCACAAGUAAUUGUCUAAGGGUGAAAAGCAUAGUUAGAAGGCACAAUCACCGAGGUUCUAGAUGUAAUUCUACUAAACUAUAGUAGUUUGCUAUCUAUCAUGAUUUUUGUUUUUUGAAAUGGAAAAUCGACAGAAUGAUAUUUGCUUUUUAACUGAAGAAAUCAUCUAAAAAAUAAAUUAUACGUAUGUAACGAUUUUAUAUAUUAUUUAAGAUCAUUAAAAUUUUUGACUUAAGCAUAUCCAUUAUUGAAAAUUCUCAUAUAGAAGCAAAUCCCAGUGACUUGAUUGUUUCAGUAUUUUCCCUGUCGCUCUGCACGUCAUUUACCACCUCGAUUGUGAUAGUAUUCCAUAUGAUUUUGUUGAGGGACUUUAUUGGAUAUCUGUUUGUUUUAGAGUUUGAAAGAGGAUAUUUAGGUUUUUGGUUUUUAAAAUAGGAUGGCUUAAAAGGCUGAUUCUGUUUUUAAUGUUAGGAUAAGUUUCAUUCUCAUAAAAGUGGUAAUUUAUAUAUUGUCCUGAGUUAGAAGGUUUCCCGUACCAGUCACUCAUAAGUGAGUUGUUACUUCUGAUUAUUUUGGUGACUAAAAAAGGUAACCCUAUUGGUUUCUAUUUUCAAAAUCAGAACUCAAGAAAAAUUGUCUUCAUUAAAGUAAUUUUUUAUAUAAUGAAGAGCAACAGAACACCUAAUAUAAUAAAAUGCUACACAAAUCAAAAAUUUUAUGGCUUACCUAAAGUUCACAAAACCCCACUAGAGAUAUCUGCCCUAUGUCUUAGUAUUUAGAUAAUAGACUAUAAGGUCAUCAAUACGAUAAAAAAAAUAAAACUGCAUUAACUCACCAUGAAAUAUCAAAAAAAUUGAUUCAAUUAUAAAGGUUCAAAAAUUCUUGGAAAGGAAUUUAAUACACGAAAAAGAGAAUUUUUCGAAAUGGUUCACAUUCAUAAGAACGAAAAAGCUAUAAAUGAUGAAAAAGAUCUAAAUAAUUUAAGUGAAAUUUAUAACUCUACUUCGUAGAUUCUAAUAAAGCUACAAAUAAUUUAAUCAAGUACUGCUACCAGAUAACAAUGCUACAUUAAAUUUAUUGAUUAUAAUGAACCAUUAAAUACCUUUGGGGAAACAAAAUUCUGCAAAUUAUUUUGGUUGGAAGUCACAUGAAUCAUUUGCUUUGAGGAAUUUAUGGUUCUAUGUUCCAUUCUAAUAGGUUAUCAGCACUGUAAUCUUUCUACGUACCAAUUAUUAAAUAUGUAUUGCGUAUUAGAACAUAAAUUGAUUAAUAUCAAAGUAAAAUGAAUUAUUUGAGAUCAGAUUUGUCUUAAAAACAUAGUCUGUAUAAUGGUUGGAUAUAGCUAGUAAUUUCAAUUUUUUUGUUACUCGUAUAAGGUUACUAUAUGAUUACCUUUAUAAUGUGAAGGGAUUUGUAUGCAAUAUAAUAUUUUUUAACAAAAACUGAAAAAUAAUAUCGUUUUACAGUAUAGUUUAGAGAAAUAUAUCAAAUAUCCUUAUAACGUUAUCGUUAUAUAUCAUACUGUCGAAAUAGAGGUGUAGGGGAGACUAAAGGUGAAGAUGUCGCGUAGCACAGUCUGCUAUACCUCACGGUUUGUCGUCAUAAACUAUAGGAAUACAAAUGACAAUUAAUUCUCACCUUCCAAUUAAUGAUGUAAUUGUUUGCUACAGUUUUCCAAAUAUCAGUAUAAUUUUGUAAAUUGAUUAUUUUUUGCAUAACCUCGUGUCCAAAAUUAUUUUUAAAAUAAGUAUUGCCUUGCGGUAUUAAUAGAACAUUUUUAAAAUAUAUUUUCAUUUUUUAUAUGUGCUAUAUAUUUAUUUGGCUGUUUUUAAACUUAUCGGUAUUGUUAUUCAGUUUUUGAUAAAAAAUAUUAGUAAUUUAUGGAUAAAACCUGGAGAAAAUUGUAUCUUAUAGUGUUUUUCUAAUUUGGGUAUUUCGAAACUUCAACAAUUAUUUAUUCUUUUUUUAGUUACUAAUGCUUUUGAUGGAAAAUUAAAAUAAAAUAAGGUAUUUAUUACUCAACCUAAAGAUCUUAACUUAAAAGUGCUAUCUUUGAAGUAGAAAUUAAUCAAAUCAACUUUCAAAACUAUACUUCUUAUAAUCAAUGCAUAUUGAUAUAUCUACCUAUGUCAAUAUUAUAACAACUUCAAUAUGCUAUUAGUAAAAUAUUAUUAAUCUUUAGAUCAAUCAGUACAUUCUGUAAUAUUUUCUUUGAAACAUUUGGACACAAUUCUUGUAUUUUAAAUUUUAUUAAAAUAACCAAUAUCUAUUUUCUAGGCAUAUGUAUAAGGAAAGAAAGAAAAUUUAAGAGCCUUGUUAGUUUUAGAGAACUUUUUUGGAAUUCUCUAACGAAUCCCACAAUGAUGAGAACCUCUUGCAUUUGAUAAUUAUAUCUCAUAAAUUGAUUUUUCCCCUUUGAGACAAAUAAACCAUUAUCUAUAUCAAAUUCUAUUAAAGUCAAGUAACCUGAAGAUUGGGAAUAUUUAUACUUAUUCACUUUACCUAUCUACAUUACAAAACUUCAACUUAAAUUAGUGAUUUAGAUUGUAUAUAAUAUUUUUUGACAAAGUGUGGCAAUUACUAACUAAACUUUUGAAUUUAUUUAGUCUGGUUUUCAUACAAUUACCAAAAGCACGCAACAUUUUUUAUCCUAAUGGUAGACUAUCACUUUUUUUUCUUGUCAGUGUCUGAUUGUCUUUUGUUUAUACUUCAAAUAAAUUUAAACAAAAACAAUACAUCAUUGAUUAGCAAUUGGAAGGGGAUUGGAGAUUAGAAGUUUUUCUGUCAAAGCCGGACUAAAUAUACCGUUGUAGCUCGAAAAAAAUUACAAUUUGUUGAGAGUAUAAGCUUCAAUUAUUUAAUUUAUUACUUUGAAUUUCUGCUAUUCAGCUUUAAUUUUUGUCAUAUUUUGGAUUGAUUUUUUUGUUUGUCAAUUUUAAGUUGUUCUAGAACACUAUUACCUCUUUUAUGUCCAAUGAAAAUUCGAAUUAGCAGCUCUAGGUUUAAAGUUAAAAUAACUUAGACACCACUAUUUGUUGAUCAUAACUACCAUAAAAGUUCUUUACAAUAUUUUCAAAGUCAAUAUUAUUAUUAAUAUGUGCUACCAGUUUGGUUCUAGUCUAUUAUUUAAUAAGUAUAAUUUUAAGUUGCUUAAGACUGCUUUAUUUUUAGCUCAGUCAUUACAGAAAUCAUAUUUUUAUUAAGUUUUUAAAUAUUUAUUAAUCUAUAAAGGCCAGUAUUAGAAUCAUUGUGAUGUUGAAAUGUAUCCCUUUACAUACACUACUAUUUUCUGUUAAUUGCUGUAAUAAAAUUAUUUCAACUAAUAAACAAAAUUUGAAUAUA